Molecule: messenger RNA, 1255 nt
Organism: Aspergillus glaucus CBS 516.65
Lineage: Eukaryota; Fungi; Ascomycota; Eurotiomycetes; Eurotiales; Aspergillaceae
Exons: 1
Coding region: 499-894 (131 amino acids)
Source: RefSeq, a predicted model, not a curated record
AUCGGACCGAAUCAUUGACUGUCGAUUAUUCUCCCUCAACAGGGAUUCCGAUUUCGCUCCUGAGUUAUCACACGCAUAUCUGACCACUCAGAUUUGCAUGCGAUGCGAUGACAGCUAAAUUUCACUAAUGGAUAACAUUUCUGCAUACGGAGUAAAGAAUAUCCUGCCAUGACAUGACAUCCCACCUCAUAAUCAUCCCGUUCAGGGCAUGUCCAUCCACGCUGAAUUGGAGGGGAAAUGGUCCGAUCGCUAGCGGAUCGUCUGGGAAUCCGGAGUUUUGAAGGCUAUGACAUCAUCGCAUCUUAUCCUAUUCGGGAACAUACCCGUUACAGCCAGUUAACACUGUCAUCUAGAAGUGACGCGGUAGAUGUUCCAUGGUUCCUCGACACUAGGCACCUAGAAGGAUUUUUUUUCUCCGAUGACCAUCAUCCCUGCUCAAGACUGUAAUCAAACUAACUCACACACCAUCAAAACAACCCCAACAUCAUGCGAAACAACAUGCCAAACGAAAACCACCAAACGUUCUACUCCCUCCCUCACUCCCCUCGCACCAUCUUCCUCUCCAUCGGCUGCGCAGCCACUUCCUACAUCCUUACGAACAAACUCGCCAAGCCCCUAUCCCCUUUCCUAUACAACAUCUCCAGCUUUAUCCGCGCUGCCAGUCUCAGCGUAAUCCUAUCAUCCUGUGCGUAUGCUGUUAUUCUCGAUCCGGAGACUGCUCAUACCACGGAGAGACGGGUUGAAGGAAAUGGGAAAAGAGGACGUGUCAUCACGGUGAAAAGGCCGUUGAUUGGGCUUGAGGGGUAUAAGUAUCGACAGAAGACGCCGGAGCAUUUGGGGGAUGUUUGGGUCGAUGGUGUUCGGCAUGAGAAGGCGCUGGUUCGUAUUGGAUAGGGCUGAUUAGGUUUGCUUUGGGGCUUUAAUGCUUGGGUGGCUUUUGAAUGGAUUGAAUGGAUCGGGGGGUAUUGCUAACUGGGUUUAUUGUCGUCUUCUGAAACCCUUUAAUUUCGAAAACAUCUCUCAUCGCCGUAUGUUACUAGCUUGACCUCUUGGUUCUUCCAUUGUUGCUCCUAUUCGGGAAACGUAACCACCUCGACACUUGUAGCGGCUACCAAGCACCGAUAAUGGAGUCCCUGAUCAACAAUCCUUUGCCCUACAUCUAUAUACCAGUGCUUGUAGAUAAAGAGUCAAUCAGCUAUGUGAGGCUGUUGGUCAGGUUCAAGGCUUGCGAAUAUCGCGUCGAGACUCCGGGGGC